UUUAGCAACGUGCGCUACAGCCUCUCUCCGAAUUCCGCUGAAAAUCAUAGGCCACAGUCGAGUGAAAAACAAAGCGCGUGCAAAAGCUGCCAACGAUCCAAGGGAAUUUUUCUACACAACAAGCAAUAAUUAAAUGCAUCAAUUACAGCGAAAAUAAUCGAGCGUUGUGUGUGUGUACGGAGCGGAGAGAGAUUAAAUAAAAUAAUAAACCCGAUUUACAACAAUGUUAAGUGUGGAAACCUUUGGCACGCAACUAAAAACGGAGGCAGCGACGUCGGCGUCGCAGUUCGCAUUGUGUAUAAUAAAAUUGGCGAAAGGCGAAAUGAAUUGAGCAGGCAGCGGACCCAAAAAGGAGAGGCGGAGCAGGAGCAGGGGGCGGGGCAGCAGGGAGCGGCAGGAUACGAUACUAGAAAGCAGAAAGCCGAGGAAGAUGUGCGCGCACAAUACAAAAAAUUACAAAGCAUACUUUUGGGAGCGGCAAAUGGCCAAAAUCAACAGAAACAGCAAAGGCAAAGGCAACAAAAGCAACAGCAACACCAACACCAGCAGCCACACCAACACCAGAGCAGCGGCGCCGGCAGCAUCACUAAGCGCAAAAACAAAAACAAAGGCACCAACAGCAGCAUCAGCAACAACCACAGCGAUGUCACCGUUACAACGGAACAUUUGCAAAUAAGCAAUAGGUUAGAGCAAGAGGGCAGGAGAUAGCGCCAGGAGAGAGCAGUGAAAGCGCAAAAGGGAGAGGGAGCGAGCGCAAGGUCUGGGAAAAUGGCCAACGCCUUGCGUGGGUGCAGCCAAAAGGACGAGCAGUGAGAGGGACAGCGACAGAGAGCGAGCGAGAGAUACAGAGAAUCGUAAUCCUUGCAGCUGCAAAGCAGAUAAAAUCACGUAUCCGCCAUGGAGCCCGUGAUGAGUCUGGCAUUGGCCGCCCACGGACCGCCUAGCAUACUGGAGCCGCUGUUUAAAACCGUAACCACGAGCACAACGACCACCACGACCACGACGACCAGCACGACGACGACGACGAGCAGUCCUGCGGGAUACGCGCCGGGAUAUCCGGGGGGCACCACCCUCCUGACGGCCCUGCUCGAGAAUCUCACGUCGACGGCGGCCAGCGGACUGUACGAUCCCUACUCGGGCAAUCAGACGAACGGCACAAUGGGCUUCGAGACGAAGGGACCCCGCUACUCACUGGCCUCCAUGGUGGUCAUGGGCUUCGUGGCGGCGAUUCUGAGCACGGUGACAGUGGCGGGCAAUGUCAUGGUGAUGAUAUCCUUCAAGAUCGACAAGCAGCUGCAGACGAUCAGCAACUACUUCCUGUUCUCGCUGGCCAUCGCGGACUUUGCCAUCGGGGCCAUAUCGAUGCCGCUGUUCGCGGUUACCACGAUUCUGGGCUACUGGCCCCUCGGUCCGAUCGUUUGCGACACCUGGCUGGCACUGGACUACCUGGCCUCGAACGCCUCAGUUCUGAACCUGCUGAUCAUCAGCUUCGAUCGGUACUUCAGUGUCACACGACCGCUGACAUAUCGCGCCAAGAGGACCACCAAUCGGGCGGCUGUGAUGAUCGGCGCCGCCUGGGGCAUCAGCCUGCUCCUCUGGCCGCCGUGGAUCUACAGCUGGCCCUACAUCGAGGGCAAGCGGACGGUGCCCAAGGACGAGUGCUACAUCCAGUUCAUCGAGACCAACCAGUACAUCACCUUCGGCACGGCACUGGCCGCCUUCUACUUCCCGGUCACCAUCAUGUGCUUCCUCUACUGGCGCAUCUGGCGCGAGACGAAAAAGCGGCAGAAGGAUCUGCCCAACCUGCAGGCGGGCAAGAAGGACUCCAGCAAGCGAUCGAACAGCAGUGACGAGAACACGGUGGUGAACCACGCGUCCGGCAACCUGCUGACCUUCGCCCAAAUGGGGGGCAACGAUCACGACACCUGGCGGCGACCGCGCUCCGAGAGUUCAGCGGAUGCGGAGAGUGUCUACAUGACCAACAUGGUCAUCGAUUCCGGCUACCAUGGGAUGCACUCGCGCAAGUCAAGCAUCAAAAGCACGAACACAAUCAAAAAAUCGUACACCUGCUUCGGCAGCGUCAAGGAGUGGUGCAUCGCGUGGUGGCACUCCGGUCGCGAGGACUCCGACGAUUUCGUCUACGAGCAGGAGGAGCCUUCUGAUUUAGGGUAUGCAACACCAGUAACAAUUGAAACUCCUUUACAAAGCUCCGUCUCCAGAUGCACCUCGAUGAACGUGAUGCGGGACAACUACUCGAUGGGCGGCAGUGUGAGCGGCGUCCGUCCGCCCAGCAUUCUGCUGUCGGACGUCUCGCCCACGCCGCUGCCACGCCCGCCGCUCGCCUCCAUUUCGCAGCUGCAGGAAAUGAGUGCGGUUGCUGGCAAUGGCAAUCCGACUGCGAACGCGAAUUCCAGCAGCACUGGCAAUGGCGCCAUCAACAUCAUCAACAACAACAACAACAGCAACCACAAUGGCAAUGGCACGGCAAAUGGAAAUGGCGGCGCGGGCGGAAACGGAAGUGGGGCAGCCGGAAAUGCGUCGCACCGCGACUCGCGCACACUGCCCGUGAUCAAUCGCAUUAACUCACGGUCGGUGAGCCAGGACUCGGUGUACACGAUACUCAUCCGCCUGCCGUCCGAUGGGGCGUCCAGCAAUGCGGCCAACGGAGGUGGAGGAGCUGGUAAUGCGGGUGCUGGCUUAGGGGGAGGAGCUGCCUCGACAACCUUGAGCCUGCAAGGCGACUGUGCACCCUCCAUCAAGAUGAUACAUGAGGACGGGCCCACAACGACGACGUCGGCAGCUGCACCGUCAGUCGCCUCCGCCGCCACCGCAGCCGCCACGCGGCGACCUUUGCCCUCGCGCGACUCCGAGUUCAGCCUGCCACUCGGCAGGAGGAUGUCCCAUGCCCAGCACGAUGCCCGACUACUCAACGCCAAGGUCAUACCUAAGCAGCUGGGCAAGGGGGCGGUGGGCGGUGGCGGAGUGGGCGGGGCCCAUGCCCUAAUGAACGCCCGCAAUGCGGCCAAGAAGAAGAAGAAAUCGCAGGAAAAGCGGCAGGAGUCGAAGGCGGCCAAGACGCUCUCGGCCAUCCUGCUGAGCUUCAUCAUCACGUGGACGCCGUACAACAUUCUGGUGCUCAUCAAGCCACUGACCACCUGCUCCGACUGCAUUCCCACGGAGCUGUGGGACUUCUUCUACGCCCUCUGCUACAUCAACUCGACGAUCAACCCCAUGUGCUACGCCCUGUGCAACGCCACCUUCCGGAAGACCUACGUCCGCAUCCUCACCUGCAAGUGGCACACCCGGAAUCGCGAGGGCAUGGUGCGCGGCGUCUACAACUAGAUAAUUCACACUUAAUCAUAAUUAGCCAUCUGGCCAGAGAGAAGGAUAACUACUAGUAGUUGCAAUAAGUGUUGUGUGCUACAAUUUAUGGGAGGCAGUAAAACCAAAACUAGGCUUAGGAUUACCCAUUGACAAGCAGUACUGAUUUUUUGAUGUCCAGCCCCCGACUAUAUACACGCAUUACCACACCGCGAGGGUUGCCACAUAUAUUUAUUUGCCAGAACUGAGGUUUGCAGGACUUGAGUCCAUUCUUAGAUAGUUUUAAAGGGCUCUUAUAAAGUUCUUUAAAGGACAACCAAUUUCAAGAUCACUGUAUUCCCGAUCUCAGAUCACCUUUCCUUCUCUGACUGCGUUCAGAGCCUUAAGUUCCCAGAGUUAAGGCCACCAACUGCUUCCAAGUACGCCAAAGAUCUCAUUCAGCCAUCUCUAGACUUAAUUCCCGAGGCAACCCUCCACAGCACCUGGGCAAGAAUGAUCCUCAUGAUCAUGAUCCCGAAGAGCGAGAGGUUCCAUUUUGUUAGGCGUUCACGUACUGUUAGGUAGGCACAUGCUCGAUGCAAGAAGAAUUUAAUACAAAUAUAAUGGAUUACGGUUUGCAAUUCAUACACAUACACAUAUGUUAAGGAUAUAUAUUUAUUAUUAUACACAUGGCAAAUGAGUUAGCUUAAGUUGUUCGGCGAGUGGCAGAAACCCAAAAAGCUUUAAUACAAGUUCAAAGUAGUUCAACGAAUGGCGGUUGCAUCUUGGCCAACCAAUGGAAACGUUAUGUUCUGGUUGCGAUUUUCGUUGUGUAGGUUGGGUGACAUGAUAUGAUAUGAUAUGUACGAGUAUUUAAUCGUAGGGGGAAUAUUGUGAUUGUACUGCUCGUUUCCGAUAGUUUGAAUCAGUUUUUUGUACAUGUGCGUAGAAGCCAAAGAGUAAAACUAAUGAACUAAAAACCAAACCAAACCGUGCAAAUCAAUUUGUAGACACAUACCUGCUAAUAUAUCUGAAUAUGUAUGUAUAAAAUAACGAUUAUUUGUAUGUAUUAAGAAAGCAACCCACCAUGGUUCAACAACUAAGAACAAACAUUUUGUAACUGACGAGGACAGCAUCCCGAGGACCGGAUCGGGGUGAUCUAUGUGAAACCAAAAAAACCAAGAGUAACAACAGUAACGCAAGCAAUAUGUUUGGGGCGACUGUCGAAGAGAUGGCCCAGUUGAGGGAGGAUCAAGGA
This is a messenger RNA of Drosophila biarmipes, 4558 nucleotides long. It is a transcript of the gene mAChR-A, whose product is annotated as muscarinic acetylcholine receptor DM1. NCBI's taxonomy places the organism in Eukaryota, Metazoa, Arthropoda, Insecta, Diptera, Drosophilidae. The coding region runs from base 898 to 3342 and encodes 814 amino acids. The record is from RefSeq and is a predicted model, not a curated record. Gene Ontology annotation, molecular function: G protein-coupled acetylcholine receptor activity; G protein-coupled serotonin receptor activity. The transcript is spliced from 5 exons. Gene Ontology annotation, cellular component: synapse; dendrite; plasma membrane. Gene Ontology annotation, biological process: chemical synaptic transmission; adenylate cyclase-inhibiting G protein-coupled acetylcholine receptor signaling pathway; G protein-coupled receptor signaling pathway, coupled to cyclic nucleotide second messenger.